Molecule: messenger RNA, 1051 nt
Organism: [Candida] anglica
Lineage: Eukaryota; Fungi; Ascomycota; Pichiomycetes; Serinales; Debaryomycetaceae
Source: the annotation of a GenBank genome assembly
GACAUACUCUUUUCUAUAGUUAAUAAUAACAUUAACUAUUCUUUUAUAACUUACCAAUACAUUUUGCUAUGAUCAGAAUAGCCCCAAUUAAUAGAGCUACAUCUAUUUACCGAGCUUCUGUUUUCCCAAGCUUGGUAAGAUGCAAAUCUGGGGAAUCUAACGGAAAACGGUAUAUGAGAACAAUCCCUAUUACUACACCAAAGGCUGAUUUCAGCUCUUUGAACUAUAGUAUUGAUGUACCAUCCCCUUCACUGGGAACUGGAUCGAAAUGGGCCAAGCAUUCGUUAUCAAAUCCUGUAGAAAUACCUAAACGUGAAGAAAAGGAAUCAUUCAUCAAUAUCGAUAUUAUUCCUCCCAAGAGAAGAUCUAGAGCCGAUAGAUUCAAGAAUAAAGCUGGAUCUGUUGAAGCUAAGGACACUACAAAAGGUACUAGUGAAGUCUCAACGACCACUCCUACCACGGCUACAAAUGAAACAACUUCCACUUCUCCACCAACCGCCACUGCCGCAGCUGCCGCCGCCACUACCACAACUACAUCUACUGCCAAGCCAGUAACAACUAAAAAGAGAAGAGCACUUAGACCCAGAAAGGCUCUUAUUACACUUACUCCAAGUGCAAUCUCACAUUUAAAGGCACUCUUGGAUCAACCAGAGCCUCAACUCAUUAGAAUUGGUGUGAGAAAUAGAGGUUGUUCUGGAUUGACAUACAAUCUUGAGUACGUAAAUGAAGCAGGAAAGUUUGAUGAACUCAUUGAACAAGAUGGUGUUAAGGUUUUGAUUGAUUCAAAGGCUCUCUUUUCCAUUGUUGGUUCUCAAAUGGACUGGUUGGAUGAUAAAUUGUCAUCUAGAUUCAUCUUCAAGAACCCAAACUCCAAGGGAACUUGUGGAUGUGGGGAAUCAUUUAUGGUUUAAGAUGGCAACUCAUUUGGAACUGUGCUAUAUCUUAACCCCGCAUUCUUUACCUAAUACUUACUGCCUAUGCCUUUGCAUUGAUUGCCUUUGCAACUCUACGAAUUUACGACUUUUUCAUAACAUAUAUAGAAAUCUACAUU